AUGUCGUACGGGAAUAAGGAAAACAACGAGAUGUCGUACGGAAAUAAGGAAAACAACGGGAUGUCGUACGGGAAUAAGGAAAACAACGAGAUGUCGUGCGGGAAUAAGGAAAACAACGGAAUGUCGUACGGGAAUAAGGAAAACAACGGGAUGUCGUACGGAAAUAAGGAAAACAACGGGAUAUCGUACGGGAAUAAGGAAAACAACGGGAUGUCGUACGGAAAUAAGGAAAACAAUGGGAUAUCGUACGGGAAUAAGGAAAACAACGGGAUGUCGUACGGAAAUAAGGAAAACAAUGGGAUAUCGUACGGGAAUAAGGAAAACAACGGGAUGUCGUACGGGAAUAGGGAAAACAACCGGAUGUCGUACGGAAAUAAGAGAAACAACGGGAUGUCGUACGGGAAUAAAGAAAACAACGGGAUGUCGUACGGGAAUAAAGAAAACAACGGGAUGUCGUACGGAAAUAAGAGAAACAACGGGAUGUCGUGCGGGAAUAGGGAAAACAACCGGAUGUCGUACGGGAAUAAGGAAAACAACGGGAUGUCGUACGGGAAUAAGGAAAACAAUGGGAUGUCGUACGGAUAUACGGAAAAAAACAACGAGAUGUCGUACGGGAAUAAGGAAAUAACGAGAUGUCGUACGGAAAUAAGGAAAACAACGAGAUGUCGUACGGGAAUAAGGAAAUAA
Molecule: messenger RNA, 687 nt
Organism: Pecten maximus
Lineage: Eukaryota; Metazoa; Mollusca; Bivalvia; Pectinida; Pectinidae
Product: translation initiation factor IF-2-like
Exons: 1
Coding region: 1-687 (228 amino acids)
Source: RefSeq, a predicted model, not a curated record